Messenger RNA from Staurois parvus, 972 nucleotides. Lineage: Eukaryota; Metazoa; Chordata; Amphibia; Anura; Ranidae. The record is from the annotation of a GenBank genome assembly.
GCCGGCCAACAUGGCGACCUUCGUGGAGAUACUGAGGAGCGAGUUCCCGCAGCUGGACGCCGAGCUUUUCCAAUACGUGACUGAUGUCCUGGACAGUGGUAGAUCAGACUUUGAAUCGGAGAAUGAUCUGUUUGAAGCAGUGGGGGAGCUACUACAGGAUGUAUCUGGAGAUACAAAAGAUGACGACGAUAUCAAAGACAUCUGUCAUAGGAUGUACAGAACAAUGCAGUUGGAGAAUCAUAAAGUUCCUUCACAGGACCAGGUGUUACUCGAGGCUCCAAUACAGUUGUCCCAGAUUGCGGAGUAUGAUGUUGACCCACAAAUUUUGAAUGUCUUGCUCAUGAAGAAGGGCCAGACCUCGACUGUUGACGUAAGGAAGCUAGAAAAGGCUGAAGCUAAACUGAAGUCUAAGCAAGAAAAGCGUUUUUUGAACGUGACUCGCAGAAAGGUGGUGGGAAUGUAGUGAUGGAAGAGGCAUCAGCCAGUCAAGCUGCCAGUAAAAAGGAGAAUCGAAUAGAAUCCAGUGGCAAGAAUAAAUCAUAUGACAUUCGAAUUGAGAAUUUCGAUGUGUCCUUUGGAGAAAGAGUCCUGCUCACUGGUGCAGAAUUGCAUUUGGCAACGGGUCGCCGAUAUGGAUUGGUUGGCAGAAACGGUCUGGGUAAAACAACAUUAUUGAAGAUGCUUGCUAGUCGUAGCCUUCGUGUUCCUUCACACAUCAGCAUCCUGCAUGUGGAGCAGGAGGUAGCUGGUGAUGAUACCCCAGCACUGCAAAGUGUAUUGGAGUGUGAUACUUUACGUGAGAGUCUUCUAUGCGAGGAGAAAGAACUGAAUGCAAGGAUCAGUGCUGGGAAGGGUGAUGGUUCAGAGAGUGUACGUUUAUCAGAGAUAUACAGCAAGCUGGAAGAAAUUGAAGCAGACAAAGCACCAGCCAGGUACAGUAUAAUAUUUAUGUUCCCUCUGAAUAUUUUAUAG